UACAAAAACACAAAACAUGAAAACACUUCAAAUUUGAAAGCUUUCAACAGCCACAUAGAAAAACACAAAUAAAUCUCAAAAUUCUCAAAAAUGUAAUACAAAAUUUUAAAAAGCAACACAACACAAAUAUAAAUCGAUUAAAAAAAAAUAUGAGCUAUAGAGCUCACACCAAACGCUCUUUGUCUUCGUCAACCACCGCAAGCACACUCUUUCAAUCGGAGUUACUCUAUGUCACGGCGCGUCAUGAGCAGAAGAACAAUUUUGUUAUAUCACCAAUAGCGCUACGCUCUCUCCUGACAAUAAUCAGCAUCUCCGUCAUACGCGAGCCGCAUCGUGAAGUGCUCGCGGCGAUGGGAAUGAAGAGCUCACAUCAGGGCGUACAGGAGUACAAGGCCUGCCGCAAUGCCAACAAGGACGAGUUCGUCUUCACCAUACACAACGGCAUCUAUUUGGACAAUCGUUUCGAACUCGAUAUGUCAUUCCGCACCAACUGCAUGGAACAAUUCCAAACACGACCGGAGAAUUUAGAUUUCGAUCAGCUUGAUGGUGUAGCUCAACAUAUCAACACCUGGAUCAAUGAGCAGACAGAAGAUCGCAUUCGUACGCGCAUCGCAGCCGACACAUUGGACGUAACGCAGCAUAACUUGCUCAUAAAUAUUGCACGCUUCGAGAGUAGAUGGAAGAAGGCGUUUCCCAAAAAGUUUUUGAUGAAAAGCGAGUUCUGGUUAACACCCAACGACAAGGUGGAGGUGCCCAUGAUGCACGAUUACUGCGAUAUACCCGUCGGUGAUUUGGACGAACUACGAGCCACAGCACUGGUGCUGCCGCAUCGUAAUAUAAAUAUAAAGCUUAUCAUACUAGUGCCCAAGGAAAUCGACGGUUUGCGGAGACUCGAAGAGAAACUGCAGCAGCAACGCAUCGAUAUCACUGUAUUGCCGUCGUUGUUGAAUGUGAAAAACGUAAAAGUGGGCAUGCCACGGAUCAAACUGGAGUCUAAUAUGCUUAUGAAUGAUAUACUAAAAGAGGUUGGCAUAAGAACGAUAUUCAACGAUUGCAUAGAUUUUACGCGCCUGCUGACGGCAUUCAACAUCACGAAGAUAUCGCAAAUAAGGCAUAUAGCCGCAAUUGAAAUCAACGACGACGGCACGAACUCGUCAUCCUCUAAAGUGUCGUUUCUACUGACCGAAGUUGAAAAGUGCACCGAAAUUAACGUAAAUCGGCCAUUCUUCUUCGCUGUUAUAGACACUGAGCGCGUCUAUUUUGGCGGCCAUAUUACGAACACCCGAAAUUUCAUGGAUAUGUCAACAAACUGAGAUAUAAAGAUUUGGAAAUGAAAAUGGUAACUGAUUUACCGCAAGAAACUGUUUUUUUU
Messenger RNA from Zeugodacus cucurbitae (melon fly), 1372 nucleotides. RefSeq names its product serine protease inhibitor 42Dd. Lineage: Eukaryota; Metazoa; Arthropoda; Insecta; Diptera; Tephritidae. The coding region runs from base 150 to 1313 and encodes 387 amino acids. The record is from RefSeq and is a predicted model, not a curated record. Gene Ontology annotation, molecular function: serine-type endopeptidase inhibitor activity. The transcript is spliced from 4 exons.